AUGCGCGCAUUCACUCGAAUAUGUUGUUGUGUCAUCAUUCUCCUUUCUGUGUUCUCAGAGACUGUGCUCGCGUCGAUCCUGGCGAUUGACUAUGGUGCGGACUGGAUAAAGGCCUCGCUCAUGAAGCCCGGGGUUCCGUUCGACGUCCUACUUAAUAAAGACUCGAAGCGCAAAAUCCAAUCGACAGUUGGCUGGAAGAAGAAGGAUAGAUUGUUUGGGGGAGACGCAGCUAGUAUUGCAGGGAGAUACCCUACUGACUCAUUUUCUUCGUUAAAACUCCUUCAAGCGGUUCCGUAUGACUCCGAAGCUGUUUCUUUCUUUGCCUCCAUCUCAACUGCCGACGUGGUUAAGACUGAGCGAGGAACCGUCGCGUUGCGACGGUCGGAUGGUUCUGAAUGGUCUGUCGAGGAACUCAUCGGUAUGCAAUUUGCAUAUGUCAAACAACUCGCGGAAGAGUUUUCGGGCGAGCCAGUCUACGAUGUGAUUGUGACCGUCCCGCCAUACUACACCCAGUUCGAACGCGACUCAGUCGUCGACGCCGUGGAGCUCGCCGGCAUGCGUACACUCUCCCUCAUCAACGAUGGCACAGCCGUCGCGGUAAACUAUGCGAUGACGCGUACGUUCUCUGCUCCCGAAUAUCAUGUCAUCUAUGAUGCCGGGGCAUCGUCAGUCCGUGCGACUGUCGUGAGCUUUUCGACCGCUUCCAACGACUCCAAAUCGAAGACUUCAGCCAAGGACAGUACUCAAAUCAGUGUUACUGGUGUAGGGUUUGAUCGUAGCAUCGGUGGCACGGAGCUGGAUCGACGGCUGAGGGAGUUGAUGAUCAGUGACUUCCAGCGGCGACAUAAGCGCGAUAUUCGCAGUGACAAGCGGGGUAUGGCCAAGUUAUGGAAAGAGGCAGGACGCGUAAAGGCGAUCCUGAGUGCGAACGCUGACGCGAUGGCGACGGUGGAGAGUCUGGCUUUCGAUAUCGACUACCGUUCGAAAAUCACCAGAGCAGACUUCGAAAUUGCGUGCAGGGAUCUUAAGGGCGAAUUUACUCGCCCUAUCUUUGACGCGUUGGCUAGUGCUGGGAUGACAUUGAACAACAUUACAUCGGUCAUCAUGACGGGUGGAGCCUCUCGAACACCGAUGAUUCAGGCUGCAGUUAAAGCUGCAGUUGGGGACAAGGUUGCUAUGAACGUCAACGCUGAUGAGGCUGCUGUUCUGGGUGCCGCACUACACGGUGCAGCACUCAGCAGACAGUUCAAGACAAAGGACAUCAAGGUCACGGACAUCGGCGCAUAUGACGUCCAGGUAUCGUAUCCUGCGGAGCCAAAAAAACCCUCUGCGAAGCCCCGCACGAUCUCCACUUUGGUCUUCCCAUCGGGUUCCAAAACCGGUAGCAAGAAAACCAUGACAUUAAAGCGAUCAGAUGACUUUUCACUAAAGGUAGCAUAUAGGCAACCGCCCACAGCUUCGUUCUCCACUGAUAUUCUUCACGCGGAUAUCACUGGGGUGGCUGAGGCCAUUCAGAAUCUCACUGAACUCGGUGCUACUAAUCCAGUCGUUAAGGCAACCAUUGCGCUAUCUGAAUCUGGUUUUGUCUCGGUUCGCGAUGUCGCUGUCCAUGGUGAAAUCAAGGACGGCUCCUUGACAGGCAAACUGAAAGGGUUAUUUGGAGGAGGCUUGACGCCAUCUGAAGAAGAGAUGACGGACGAUGUCGAAGCGGAGACCCAACAAGAGCAAGUUGUCAUGUCGGCCUCCGCCCCAUCAGCAUCCCCUGCCGCCGCCGAAAAGACAAUCAAAGAGGAUACGGUCUCGUUGGGAGUGGAGGUUAGGUGGACCUCGAUACCUCCGAUGUCAGCCCAAGAGAAACGUCAGGCGCGUGCCAGAUUACAGGCAGUGAAUAAUGAAGAAGCGGCGAAGCGGCGUGUGGAGGAAGCAUUGAAUGCACUGGAGGGAUACAUGUAUCGCCUGCGUGACCUCCUAGACGAUGAGAGUGCCAAUGCACCAUUCGUCAAAUGCUCGCAGGAAAAGGAGAGAAAGAGGAUUGCCGAGCAGCUCAAGGACACAUUCUCUUGGCUCUCUGAGCACGGUGAAAGUGCCGAUAUAGGAGAGCUCCUUGAUAAACGGACUGUCCUCGAGAAACUUGAACAGCCGAUCGUUCAUCGGUACACGGAGAUUGAAGAGUUCCCCAAGGCACUGAACAACAGCCAGAUGUGGAACUGGCACACUCGGCUCUUCCUGGCGGACGCACGCCAGAACCUGACCCUCGCGACGCAAGGCGGGCCGCCGUCCAAAUAUGCAGCAGAGGAACUCGAGGCGUUAGAGCGGACGCUCAAAGAUCAUGAGGCGUGGUUAGACGAGUGGGUCGAGAAGCAGAGGAAGGUCCGUAUGAAUGAAGAUCCGGUGAUUCUCUCCAGCGAGAUGCGCGCGCGUGCCAAGACGCUAGAGAAUCAUCUCCAGCGGCUCUACAGAAAGAAGGCGCCGAAGCUCACGACCAAGAAGUCAGCGAGCGCAGAGGACACGGGGUUCGCGCGAGAAGAGUCGACGACGACGAGCAGACCAUCGAGUGACGCACCACCAACGUCGUCAACAAGAGGCGGCUCGCACGACCAUGACGAGCUAUAG
This is a messenger RNA of Fibroporia radiculosa, 2613 nucleotides long. RefSeq lists its product as uncharacterized. The transcript has 9 exons. Gene Ontology annotation, molecular function: ATP binding; ATP-dependent protein folding chaperone. The record is from RefSeq and is a predicted model, not a curated record. Gene Ontology annotation, cellular component: endoplasmic reticulum chaperone complex. Lineage: Eukaryota; Fungi; Basidiomycota; Agaricomycetes; Polyporales; Fibroporiaceae. Bases 1 to 2613 code for a protein of 870 amino acids. Gene Ontology annotation, biological process: negative regulation of hypoxia-induced intrinsic apoptotic signaling pathway; endoplasmic reticulum unfolded protein response; cellular response to hypoxia.